Molecule: messenger RNA, 1615 nt
Organism: Miniopterus natalensis
Lineage: Eukaryota; Metazoa; Chordata; Mammalia; Chiroptera; Miniopteridae
Gene: SFRP2
Product: secreted frizzled related protein 2
Biological process (GO): non-canonical Wnt signaling pathway; canonical Wnt signaling pathway
Molecular function (GO): Wnt-protein binding
Source: RefSeq, a predicted model, not a curated record
CCGCCAACCUGCAGCUGUGCCACGGCAUCGAGUACCAAAACAUGCGGCUGCCCAACCUGCUGGGCCACGAGACCAUGAAGGAGGUGCUGGAGCAGGCGGGCGCCUGGAUCCCCCUGGUCAUGAAGCAGUGCCACCCGGACACCAAGAAGUUCCUGUGCUCGCUCUUUGCCCCGGUGUGCCUCGAUGACCUGGACGAAAUCAUACAGCCGUGCCACUCGCUCUGCGUGCAGGUGAAGGACCGCUGCGCUCCGGUCAUGUCCGCCUUCGGCUUCCCCUGGCCCGACAUGCUGGAGUGUGACCGUUUCCCCCAGGACAACGACCUCUGCAUCCCCCUGGCUAGCAGCGACCACCUCCUGCCGGCCACUGAAGAAGCUCCAAAGGUCUGUGAAGCCUGCAAAAAUAAAAACGAGGAUGACAACGACAUAAUGGAAACUCUUUGUAAAAAUGAUUUUGCACUGAAAAUAAAAGUGAAGGAGAUAACCUACAUCAACAGAGAUACGAAAAUCAUUCUGGAGACCAAGAGCAAGACCAUUUACAAGCUGAACGGGGUGUCUGAAAGGGACCUGAAGAAGUCGGUGCUGUGGCUCAAAGACAGCUUGCAGUGCACCUGCGAGGAGAUGAAUGACAUCAAUGCGCCCUACCUUGUCAUGGGACAGAAACUGGGUGGGGAGCUGGUGAUCACCUCUGUGAAGCGAUGGCAGAAGGGGCAGAGAGAGUUCAAGCGCAUCUCCCGCAGCAUCCGCAAGCUGCAGUGCUAGUUCUGGCGCUCAGGUUGCUCCUGACAGGCCAGCCCCAGGGCUCGGCUGACCACAUUUGCCCCGAGGCCUCAGCUCUCGUGUCCCAAGCACAGUCCCUGCAGCUCUGGCCCCAGCCUGGAGCAGCGUCCCCUGCCUUUUGCACAUUUGCACCCCCAGCAUUUCCUGAGUUAUAAGGCCCUAGGAGGCCUCAGGAAUGGAUACCUGUUUUCACAUAAAGGAAAAACCCACCCGAGUCUUGUAGAAAUAUUCAAAGUAAUAAGAAUUAUGCAUAUUUUUAUGAAGUUUUAAAAUAGCUCACUUUAAAGCUAGUUUUGAAUAGGUACAAUUGUGACUUGGGUCUGAUUUUUUUUUGGUUUUUUUCCUGUUUGUUUUGGGUCACCUGGCCUUCACUUUCUGCUGAGGUUGCCAAUAGCUUCAUUUUUGUAUGUGGCCCAGACUGCUGUGGGUCACAAGCCAGGUUGAGAUAAAGCUGGCUGUUAUCUCAACAUUUCUUGGUUCCAGCCUGAGGCUCAGCGCCUUAGUGUUAUAACAGUUCACUUGUUAUUUACACCCUCACUGGGAACUUAACUGCAGCGUAUAGCAUUUCCAGUAGAGUACUUCCAUUUAAAAAACACAUUAACCAUCAUAGCGAUUUCUUCGAGUAAAGGGCACAACAGACAAAUUUUGUAAUUGACCUGAGUACUUUAAGCAUUGUUUAAAACAUUUUUUCUUAUUUUUGCAAAUUAAACCAUUGUAGCUUACCUGUAAUAUACAUAGUAGUCGACCUGAAAAAGUUGUAAAAAUAUUGCUUUAACCAACAUUGUAAAUAUUUCAGAUAAACAUUAUAUUCUUGUAUAUAAACUUUACAUCCUGUUCUA